Messenger RNA from Pleurotus ostreatus (oyster mushroom), 1287 nucleotides. RefSeq lists its product as uncharacterized. The transcript is spliced from 3 exons. The record is from RefSeq and is a predicted model, not a curated record. Lineage: Eukaryota; Fungi; Basidiomycota; Agaricomycetes; Agaricales; Pleurotaceae. The coding region runs from base 1 to 1287 and encodes 428 amino acids.
AUGGAUCCACGAUUAGGCGACCAAUACGACGAAGGAAUUGAUCCGUCUUCAUGUGAGUACACUCUCGAAAGCGGACUUCCCAUCAAGAUCGUCGGCGAAGACCCUAGUGGCACUGGGAUGCAAAAGUCAGGGAGCAGCAUGGAGCAAUGGGCGGGAGUUAGCCCGCCGGGUAAAGGGCAGGUAGCGGCUGCAAGUGAGGCGGAAGCCAGCCUUCGUAGACUUCAGACAGGCCCGACCAGCCCGACCACCGACCGACGAAGCCGCAAUGGACAUAGACGAAAUUUCACUCCAACCGGCCUGCAAACGCAAGUCAUCUCAGAGCGGGGAGAAUCUGACACUUCAGAUAUGGCAGCGCCUUUAAACCUACCGGCGGUCACUCCCCUGCAGGACUCCGCCAUUCCUCUCGCCCAAGGGAGCAGCGGCUUGGCGGCGACCCCUGAUACACGGAUAGCUCACGCUGCGCCUCAGAUCACGGUAACUGCAGACACAGAAGUCACCUCAGAAACCAGAAAAGUGGACAUAACGGAAGUUCAUAGUAUCUCAGCCCGAGAUGAUGGCGCUAUAGGCGAGUACGCAUACUCCGAAUCAGUUCUUUUGAGACAAUCAGCCAUCUCUUCAUCUGGUACAUUCUCCCCUUCUGGAGAUUCAGGGGGUAAACACUGGGAAACGCAUAAGGUUGAUGCUGCGACGACCGAGAAGAUACGAUACACGGAGGCGCAUCCCGUGGCUCCUUCGUCCGGCCCAGACCAUCGAAGGUCUCCUGCUGUCUGUAAACCUAGCCCCGUUUCAGAACGGCGUCACCAGACAUCUGGACUCGGCAUGGGGUGCUCAAGAAGUUCAUCGCGAUUAUUAUCCGACACUGCACAUGCCGCACUCUUCGGGUGUUCGAUGGAAGACAAUCAUAAUGCCAUGAAGCAUAGCAUCAGCAUGCCUAGUAACUUUGGAAAGCACGCUGGCUCCGAACCCUUGUUACCCCCUGCUCAGAUCAACCGCAAGACUCCUAAAGCUGGUGGCACUGGGAUCGAAAACGAGAAGAGAUAUAAACAGCACCUGAAUGUUUUGGAAAAUCUCCACAAGAAAGCGACUGAGAAAGAAGGAGAAGCGAGAGAAGCGUACAUCUCUACAACUUAUGAGUUUCACAGUGCAGAAGCAAGUUUCCUCGAAGCGGAAAGGAAGUUGAAGUUACAAAAGACUAGGAUGGAAGGUAGUCUGAAGAUAUUGUAUACGUGCUGCGAAAAUGUCGAUACCAUCAGCAGUGCACUGUCACAAUGGAGAUCGAAGAGGUAG